Nicotiana tabacum (common tobacco) is the source of this 3346-nucleotide messenger RNA. Lineage: Eukaryota; Viridiplantae; Streptophyta; Magnoliopsida; Solanales; Solanaceae. The record is from RefSeq and is a predicted model, not a curated record.
CUAUAAUCAGAAUAAUUGGUUACUCUAUCUCAUUAAUCCCACGCACUCUUGUUCGAAAAUAGGAAAAUUUUGGCCAAAAGAAUAAAGAAUUGAAUGAAUGAAACAAUUAGAAAGAGAGAAAACACAACAAUCUUUACUAAUGAUAAAGAAGUAAGGGUUGAGCUAGACUAUUCGGUUUGGAAGGAACCCGAUAGCUAUUGCUAAUAUUCUAUUACCCAAUAAUCAAGAGGAGUUUAGUGGGAAGUUGAGAACCCAUAAACUACACUUGUAGAUUCUAGAGCUGAAAAGGGUCGCUUGUUGAGGGUAUGUAGAUUCUAGAGUUACCAUUUUCUUGAUUCUUUCAGCUGCAAAUGUGCAAAAAAUAGUCUUGGGUAUACGGCUAUACAGACAUAGAUAAUUAGUGGGUUUGUUGUCAAAUUUGGUAUGGAUCGAUAGUCGUAGAGAUUUUAUCUUGAGGGUUUGAUCAAGAUUGAAUUUUCAGCUGAAUCUUAAGUGGGGUUUAUUUUGUGCUGAAAACCUGAAGUGUGGUUUGUUCAAAAAUUGAAUUUUGUGCAUAAUUUGAGGGAAUGGAUGAGACAACAACUUCAGGUGAAGGUGCAACAGCCCCAACAGAGGAGUUGCUAAAGAAGAUCCAAGAAUUAGAGGCAGGGCAUGCUCAGCUGAAAAAGGAGAUGUCUAAGCUUAUGGUUUCAAAUGAUGGUAGAAGAUCAGAGAGGCAAAGGUCUCAUUCUAUUUCCCCUCAACGGCCCCCUCGCCUUAGGGGUUCUGCUGCUGGUUUUGAUGCAUUGUGGAAGAGGGGCUCCACUUCUUUCCGGCAUUCGUCACCUUUGCAAAGAGAGAGUAAUAGUAAAAGUGAGCCUUGUGGUGGAGGUGCAGGUCCAGCUGCAGUCAAGUUUACUGAUAGACAGUACUUGAGCAUUUUGCAAUCAAUGGGACAAGCAAUCCAUAUAUUUGAUCUCAAUUUUCGCGUUAUUUACUGGAAUCAAAGUGCUGAACAACUAUAUGGUUAUUCAGCUGCCGAAGCUCUUGGGCGGAAUCUUCUUGAGCUAAUAGCAGAUCCUAAGGAUCAUGCUGUGGCAAAAAUCAUUUUAUACCGAGUGGCAAAGGGUGAGAAUUGGACUGGACAAUUUCCUGUGAGGAAUAAGCUAGGGGACAGAUUUUUAAUCGUAGCAACAGAUACCCCUCUUUAUGAUGAUGAUGGUACAUUUAUUGGUAUUAUUUGUGUAUCAAGUGACGUGAGGCCAUUUCAAGAAACAUCUACAGAGGUGAAGCAUAUCGAAGCUGAUAAAAGUUCUGGUAGGCCUAGAAGCAUUGCUUCUGUGAGACUUGGACUUAAUCCACAGCAACCUCUGCAAGUUGCCAUUGCCUCCAAAAUAUCGAGUUUGGCUUCAAAGGUGAGCAACAAGGUUAAGUCAAAAAUGAAAACUGGAGAGGGCAGCGUUCUUCGGGAAGGUGGAAGUGGAUAUGGUCACCAUUCUGAUCAUGCUUUUUCUGACGCUGCUCUAUCAGAUCACAGGGAAGAUGCAAAUCCAAGUGGAGCGAGUACACCCAGGGGAGAUGUUCAUGUUUCUCCAUUUGAGGUAUUCUCCAAUGUUGAGCACUCUCCAGAAAAACCCUCAAGAGACUCGGGGGAUGAGAGUGAGGGAAAACCGGGGAUUUCUAAGAUUAUAACUUCAAAGGCAGAGGCAUGGAUGGUUAAGAAGAACUUAUCAUGGCCAUGGAAAGGCAAUGAGCGGGAAGUGUUAGAGGCAAAGACUACACGCUUUGUUUGGCCCUGGCUAAACGACGACCAAGAUAAUGAGUGGAAUCAUUGCAAGAGUUGUAAUGCAGUGUCAACAUCAGACGAUCAGGUUAUUGAAAGUAACCGUACAACGACCAAUGAGGCUUGGGGAUCCUGGUCAUCGUCAUUUAAUGUUAAUAGCACAAGCAGUGCUAGUAGUAGCGAUAGUACCAGUAGUACUGCUGGUAAUAAAGUGGAUACUGAUGCUGACUGCUUGGAUUAUGAAAUCUUGUGGGAGGACUUGACAAUUGGAGAACAUAUUGGACAGGGUUCUUGUGGAACUGUUUAUCAUGGGCUGUGGUUCGGAUCAGAUGUUGCGGUUAAAGUAUUUUCCAAGCAAGAAUAUUCUGAUGAUGUCAUAUAUUCCUUUAGACAGGAGGUGUCACUGAUGAAACGUCUCCGACAUCCAAAUAUUCUUCUUUUCAUGGGUGCGGUAACUUCAUCUCAACACCUCUGCAUUGUCACAGAGUUCCUGCCACGAGGAAGUUUGUUUAGGUUACUACAGAGGAAUGCAUCCAAACUAGAAUGGAGACGGCGUAUUCAAAUGGCUUUAGAUAUAGCUCGUGGCAUGAACUAUCUUCAUCAUUUCAACCCACCUAUAGUUCAUCGGGAUCUGAAGUCUUCGAAUCUUCUUGUGGACAAGAAUUGGACCGUUAAGGUUGGGGACUUUGGUCUGUCACGUCUUAAGCACGAGACAUAUCUAACAACAAAGAGUGGGAAAGGAACGCCACAAUGGAUGGCUCCAGAAGUUCUUCGCAAUGAACCUUCAGAUGAGAAGGCUGAUAUAUACAGUUUCGGUGUGAUACUAUGGGAACUUGCCACAGAAAAGAUCCCUUGGGAUAACCUCAACUCGAUGCAGGUGAUCAGAGCAGUAGGAUUCAUGAAUCAGCGGCUAGAUAUCCCGAAGGAUGUUAAUCCACAGUGGGCUUCUAUUAUAGAGAGCUGUUGGCAUAGUGAGCCACAACUACGCCCAACAUUCCUAGAGUUGGUAGAUAAACUAAAGGAUCUGCUGAGACAGUGUGCCAUUCAGGCCCAGGCAGCACGUAAUGUUAAUGUUGCAGGAGAUAGCAGCCAGAAAGAACUAUAGAUAAAGAUGGUUGUGCAAUUCUGCUAAAUUUCCAGCAGAUACACUGAUAGCUCUUAACUGUUGCUUGGAAGUGUCACUAGUUCCCGAAUUGCUUGUGUUGUCGGAUCCAAGAUUUGGUGAAAAAUGUCACUGCAAGGAAAUUUGAUGGAAAAGAUAGCAGCUGUUGUUUAUCGUUGUCAAGGCAGAACUUCAUAAAUCCAAUGGGAUAUUGCGUAUGUGAAAUCACAACUUUCAUGUCUAGUGUGUGAACCGAACUCGUCUCCGGAUCAUACUGUGGCACUGUGUUAAACCAUCACCUCAAGUUUGGGCUGUGCCUUGCAACUAUAAGUUUGCUUGUCGUAAAGGUCGUGAUCUUUCAACCGAGGUUGUAUGUAUUGAGGUUCAAAAAGAGCAUCUAUAACAAAAAUGAACGUUGUUUGUUUGUACUUUGCCUGCCCCUAAACUCACCUCACUAAGUGUUUUUUCUUUCUUCAUGUCUA